Prorocentrum cordatum is the source of this 315-nucleotide messenger RNA. The record is from the annotation of a GenBank genome assembly. NCBI's taxonomy places the organism in Eukaryota, Dinophyceae, Prorocentrales, Prorocentraceae.
GACGCCAAUAGGGCGCUCGACCUGCGAAGCUACUCCUACAUCAAUGGGCGCUCAUGCAAGAGAAUGAGGAACCUACGGGACCCCAGCCUGAGAAACAUCAGCGAUGGAAACAUCUACGUCAAGAGCUUGUACAAUGGCAUCGACAACAAGUCCUACGGCAACAGUUUCGUGCACUACGAGACCGAGGACGCUGCCAAGCGAGCCAUCCAGCGAGCCAACGGCAUGAAGAUCGGCAACUUCGAGAAGCCAAGCGAUCGCAUCAGGAGAGGCGCUCUUCCCGACACCCAGCCUGAUCCCAUAUCCUUGGCCAUUCUC